Molecule: messenger RNA, 2592 nt
Organism: Solanum lycopersicum (tomato)
Lineage: Eukaryota; Viridiplantae; Streptophyta; Magnoliopsida; Solanales; Solanaceae
Source: RefSeq, a predicted model, not a curated record
AUUUAAUCAUGGUUUUUUCUAAACAUAUAGGAGUAAUUGAUUCAUCUUUGUAUUUUCAUAUGAUGUUAGUACUCACAGUAUUCUUUACCAAGAAAAAAAGUACUCACAAAAUUAUUUCACAACAAAAAGUAUAUGAAGAUAGAGUUGUUAAUUAAGGAUAUCCAUAGAAGUAGCAAGUCAAGAUUUCUGAAUUAAUCUCAAGCAAACAGCCAAAGUUAGAAAUAUGCUGCUGAGAAGCUCAUCAACUCCUGUUUCACAAAACAUUUUGGUAGAAAGUAAAAAAAGUGACUUUGAUAAUACUUCUGCAGAUCACAAAAAUAUUGGCUAAGUCUCAUUUCACUCAGCAAGCCAUUAAUGUUCUUUCUCAUGCAACUCUUCAUCUGAUCAUCAACUAAGCCUCAAAAAAUCCAACAACAAUCUUGGUCGAAAAACGCCCCGGAGAGUUCAAUCUGAAGGGAACUUAAAAGGGUUUGUGUCAAAAUGUGAUCUUGAUGAGGUUUGGUUGGUGUCAGAAUCUGAUCUUGAUAAAGUUUAUAGAAAAGGGAUGGUUUCAAAAUGUGAUCUUGAUGAAGUUUGGUUAGUCUCAAAAUAUGAUCUUGGUGAAGUUUAUAGGAAAGGGUUGGUGUCAAAAUGUGAUCUUGAUGAUGUUUAUAGAAAAGGGGUGGUGUCAAAAUGUGAUCUUGAUGAUGUUUAUAGAAAAGGGGUGAUCUUGAUGAUGUUUAUAGAAAAGGGGUGGUGUCAAAAUGUGAUCUUGAUGAUGUUUAUAAGAAAGGUUGGUGUCAAAAUGUGAUCUUGAUGAUGUUAAUAAGAAAGGGUUGGUGUCAAAAUGUGAUCUUGAUGAAAUUUAUAGAUCAAAGGUACUACCAAGAUCUUGUCACAACCAAGAAACUAACAAAAUAUUGCAAACAGAAUUAUCAUUUUCUGUUUAUAAGGAUGAAGAUUUUAAGGAGAUGAUUAAUGAUGGAAAAUUGGUGAGGGCUGUUACUAUAGGAAAUGAGAUAGAAGAUUUAGCUAGUGAUGAUUUUAGUUUUGGGAAAUGCAUCAUGGAUCUUAUUAAGGAAGACGAUGAUAAUGAAGAUUGUGACGAGAAAGAAGAUAAAGAAACUGAAGAACAAAAUGAACCAGUUUGUCCAAUGUACCUUGCUGCUGGAUUUGGAAUUGAUGUUAGUGGCAUGAAGUCUCUGACUGAGGGCGGGCUGAUGAGGGCGGGUCAUGGUGCUGACAUUGUACCGUUGAAUUUUGAUGAAAUGGGAGAUGUUGAAGCACAUUAUAAGAGUUUGCUUGAAGAAUAUCCUUUCAACCCUUUGGUCUUGAGGAAUUAUGCUCAGCUUUUGCAGUCGAAAGGAGAUCUUUCUGGGGCCGAGGAAUAUUACUUUCAAGCUACUCUAGCUAAUCCACAAGACGGGGAUAUCUUGUCACAGUAUGCUACAUUGGUGUGGCAGCUACACCAUGAUAAAGCCAUGUCCUUGCAGCAUAUGCUAAUUUUCUUUGGGAGAUCAAUUAUGAUGACAACGAGCACGAACACACAGCUUGAUGAAACUAAGGAAACCGAAGAAGUUGCUACAUCACACAACAUGUAUUUUGAACAAGACAACAGACAAGCUAGCCCUCUGCUGAAUCUUGCUGCAGGAUUUGGCAUUGGAAAUUGCGGAUUUAGUGGUGGCAUGACUCUGAAUGAGCUUAUAGCAGCUGAGGAUUACUAUAAGAGUGUGAUUCAAGAAAAUCCAAAUAACCCCUUAGUUUUAAGAAAGUAUGCUCAGUUCCUUGAUCAGUGUAAAGGGGACUUGGGAGGAGCUAAAGAAUACUACUCGCGCGCGGUAUUGACAGAUGCUAGUGAUGGAGAAAUUAUUUCACAAUAUGCAAAUUUUAUAUGGCAUCUUCAUCAUGACCAAAAUAAAGCCUCUUCUCAUUUCAAAAGAGCAGUUCAAGCUUCUCCAGGAAACUGCGAUGUACUAGCAUCAUAUGCUAGGUUUUUAUGGGAAACAGAGGAAGACGAAGAUGAAGAUGAAGAUAAAGAUAAAGAGUCAAAUAAUUACAAAUAUCAAUUUCAAUAUUUUCAUGGAGUAAUGGUUACUCCAAAUGCUUAAUCCCCCAAUACCAAGUAAAAUGAGUGGUCAGAGGGAAUUACAUGGUGGGAAAUCGAACUCUCACUAAUAAGGUGAAAGUUUAAAUAGUUAAUCAGCCGAACUAUUAAGAUUUUCCGUUUCCAUAUAGAUAAAUAAUAGUUCCAAUAGUAUUUUUUUCCUUCCAAAAACCGUUGUCAUAUAUAGAGAUAAUCUAUAGCUAUGGUUUUUUUGGUACAAUUUCAACGAUUGAAUUGCUAAAGUGUAUAGCUAUACUUAAAUCGUUGGAAUAUAGUGUUCAUAGCAACGGUUAGCCGUAGCAAAAAAAUACCAUUGUCAUAGGUCUAAUUUCUAGUAGUGUCAUUUUAAAAUAACUUCAGACAUGACGUUUAAUAUUAAGCUGUUGAUAAAACUGUCUGCUGAGUUAUGUAAGUCUGAAUUGAUCAGACUAAAAUGACUAAGGUUUAAGAAAAAAUGUUGAUUCACAAUGUAAAUUUUGAUGUUGCUAACAAGCAAAUUUGAAUUAUAA